Messenger RNA from Lactuca virosa, 561 nucleotides. NCBI's taxonomy places the organism in Eukaryota, Viridiplantae, Streptophyta, Magnoliopsida, Asterales, Asteraceae. The record is from the annotation of a GenBank genome assembly.
AUGCAGAAAUCGCAAAGUGGAUUUUUAUACGAGGAUGAAUUGAACAACUUCGUUGACACCGGUGCGCUCUCGAGCUUAUUGUUGCUUUCCUCGCGUGAGGGCCCCACUACGGAAUACGUGCAACACAAAAUGAGCCAAAAGGCUUCGGAUAUCUGGAACUUGCUUUGCGAAGGAGCGUAUUUAUACGUAUGUGGUGAUGCUAAAGGCAUGGCUAGAGAUGUACAUAGAACCCUUCACACAAUUGUUCAAGAACAGGGAUCUCUAGACUCUUCUAAGGCAGAAUUGUAUGUGAAGAAUCUACAAACAUCAGGAGAGAUAUCUUCGUGAUGUUUGUAAUGAGGAAAAGGAUACAAAUAAUUUUAUAAUUCUUAUUUUAUUUUUCUUUUUUUCUAGUUCUUUCUGCCUACUAUUUUUUUUUUGAUGGUUGUAAUGUAAUUUGUAAGAUGUGAGAUGUAAUUUGGAAGAGGUGGUGAUGCAUUAUUUAUAGGUAUCCAAAUUGUAUGUCUUGUGUAAAAUGUAAGAUGUAAACAUGUGUCCUUUAUGAACUCGAAACCUUGAAAU